AUGGCCGUAGCUUGGGAACCCAAACGCACUCUUGCUGAGACGGAUGCACUGCUCUGUGCUCCUGGACAAAUGCAUGAACUGGAGACCGUCUUGGUAAAUGGACAGCGUACGGGUCUUACUAUUCUUGUUGCUGAUCUCACCUCUGUCUCAGUCCAACGUGUCUAUAAGAACCAGUGGCCGAGCGCAAGGAUGUUCUGGCUGUGGUCGACUAAUCUCUAUGGAGACCGGACUUAUAUCGCCUACGAAAACCAGCGAUACACGUUUGUGCAGGACUUGAGCGCUGAUGUCCCAGCUCACGAAAUCAUCUGCAGGUUCAAAGAAACGCUAGCAAGAUCUCUGAUAGCAGCGGCUGUCUAUCGAGAAGUCUACGGUGUCAAAAAAGGCGACAGAAUCGCUAUCUGUGCCCGCAACCUCCCUGAAUAUCUUGUGGCUUACUGGGGAUGCCAUCUCAUUGGCGCUGUCGCUGUCCUGGUCAACGCAUGGCUUCCUGUGACACCCCUGCUCUAUUGCUUGACCCAUGCCGACUGCAAACUUAUCCUUCUUGAUCCAGAGCGUGCAGAUCGUUUGGUAUCGGUCAGAGACAAGUUGGGGGCAGCACACGUGUUGGUGUUUGAGCCCGGCAAACGACACUGGAAGGGAAUGCAAAUUUGGGAAUCUACGCUCAAUAGCUUCAAAGGAAACCAUAUGCAAAUCCUUGAACAGGAUCCCAAUAUUCUCCCAGAGGACGACGCCAUGAUUUUUUUUACCUCCGGCACCACUGGUCUCCCUAAAGGAGUCCUGAGCACUCAAAGGCAGUUUCUGACCAACACACUAAAUACUGUCGUGUCUCGUCGGAGAGCAGUGUUGCGACGCGGUGAAGAAAUAAAAGCUCGAUCUCCGACUGAUCCUCAAGAAGGAUUCCUCAUCGCCGCGCCGUUCUUCCAUGCGACCGGGAUGACCUCUUUAACGAUGACGGCUACUCUAGCUGGUGCUAAGAUCGUACUCAUCAGGAAGUGGGACACGAAGCAAGCCACCAAAUUAAUCAAAGAAGAAAAAGUGACCAUGGCUGGAGGUGUCCCUUCAAUGUCCUCAGAUCUUAUCGAAAGCGAGCUAGCUGGCUACAGUGGACUAGAUGCUCUAACAUUCGGCGGCGCAGCUACACCUCCCGCUUUAUUGAUUAGAGCAAAAGCCGCGUUCCCCAGCGUGGUACUGAAUCAAGCAUACGGCCUCACAGAGUGCAACAGUAUUGCUAUCUCAUUUGCAGCAGAAGACUGGUUAGCGAGACCAACAAGUUGUGGAUUGGCCUCACCUAUUAACGACGUUGUUAUCGUCAAAGAUGGAAAGGUCGUUCCUCGAGGAGAACUUGGCGAGAUUUGGAUAAAGGGGUGCAAUGUGAUGAAAGGGUAUUGGCGCGAUCCAGCUGCGACGGAAAAGACUGUCACCAAAGACGGAUGGUUAUUGAGCGGAGACGUCGGAAUGCAGGACGAAGAAGGUUUUGUUUAUAUUCGGGACAGAAUCAAAGACAUUAUCAUUCGCGGCGGAGAAAACAUUGAUUCAACAAGCGUGGAGAAUGCCUUAUUCACUGAAGGAGUGCUCGAAGUUGCAGCAAUAGGGAUUCCAGACUCACGUCUGGGCGAACUCGUUGCUGCCGUCGUCACCACAAAGCCAGAUCAUGGUUUGACCGAGGAGUCCCUGAUUGCUUUGGCCCGCUCAAGACUUCCACAUUUUGCAGUUCCAGUGAUGGUUCUUUUCGUUCCAGAGAUUGAACACAACGCAGCUGGCAAGAUUAUGAAGGGCGGUGCUAGGAAGUUUGCCGCAGAGGAGUGGGCCAGGCGUUUGAAGACAAAGGCCAAAUUGUAG
This is a messenger RNA of Mycena indigotica, 1839 nucleotides long. RefSeq lists its product as uncharacterized. The record is from RefSeq and is a predicted model, not a curated record. The transcript has 18 exons. Bases 1 to 1839 code for a protein of 612 amino acids. NCBI's taxonomy places the organism in Eukaryota, Fungi, Basidiomycota, Agaricomycetes, Agaricales, Mycenaceae.